AUCCGAACCUACUUACUUCACGGCGGUGUAUCUAGCCCCGCCCAAGGCUUGCAUCUUCCAGGGGUGGGCCACGAUCGCAGGCGUGUAAGGGCCCUAAUAUCGUUCUCGCCCAUGGCAUCCGGGGGCCCAAAAAUGCCUAGGUUUUAGCGGUUGGGGGGGCUCGCGGACAGUGCUCGUAUCUUCACAAGGCAUGCGGUGGGCGGUGUCGCGUACCUGGCGGUUGCAGUGGCGGUGGCGUUCCAGCUUCGCGGCUGGGGACGUUCCAUUGCGGCGCUGCUGUCGCGGGGCGGAAAGCACAAGGACAAGCACGCCCAUGCAAAGCCCGCUGUGCCUGCGCAACGCACCCGAGUGCGGCUUCGUGCACGCGGACAGCAUCUGUGUGGCGGCGGCGGAAAGCACAAGGACAAGCACGCCCAUGCAAAGCCCGGCGUCAACAAGGGCCGGCAGCUGAAGACCAAGGCGCGGUCCAACAGCAGAAAGGCCCCACGUCCCCGCUGCUCCUUGCCGCCCCGCCGCCGCGCAGCUGUGCCUGCGCAACGCACCCGAGUGCGCCUUCGUGCACGCGGACAGCAUCUGUGUGGCGGCGUGCUUUGGCUGCGCGCAGCAGCUGGCAGCCCCGGCCGGCGGUGCAGCGGCGGCAGCGCCCCUGUGCUGCCCCUUCUGCUCCAAGGCCAUCGUGAGCGUCCUGGCGGUCCACACGGCGGAGCAGUAGCAGGUGCAGUAGCAGUAGCAGGUGCGAUAAUUGAGGUGUGGGUACUACCGCCGAAGGGAGGCCAGCAGCAGCUGAGACAGCGUGCGAUGAUGCAGCCUCGCAGCGUCGAGAGGUUGGCUUACCCAAAGGCUGGUUGGGAACGCGGAGUGUGGAUCAUGAGCAGGCCCGAGACACUGAAUGAUUGGGAUGCUAGACGGGCGAAACGCUCGCAUGUUCGGCCAUCAUGGCCUUGCCAACUGGAUUGCAUGACGGGCAAGCUUUAUCCAGAAACUAAUGUAUGUCAUGGGGUAGAGUGAUAGGUUGCAUCAUCCUGCAUGAAACGGACGCUGCGCGGUGACCACACAGAAUCUAUUCUUUUGUUCUGAGUCAGGCUGUGUUACAAUGGACAUGACCGAGGGCAAAAGGCGGAGGAGUGAGGGGUGUGUCGAGUCCACUCUGCGAGAGCGUGCAUCCAGCAGCCAGCAGCGAUUGUUGCGGAGUCCUGUGUGCGCAUGGGGUCCGAUCGGGGCAUGCUGCAGUGCACACGGUCGUGAGGCGUUGGUCACUUGGCAGCAGCUGGCAGCCCCGGCUGGCGGUGCAGCGGCGGCGGCCCCCCUGUGCUGCCCCUUCUGCUCCAAGGCCAUCAUUAGCGUCCUGGCAGUCCACGCAGUGGCGCAGUAGUGGCGCAGUAGCAGUAGCAGGUGCGACAAUUGAGGUGUGGGGACUACCGCCGAAGGGAGGCCAGCAGCAGCUGAGACAGCGUGCGAUGAUGCAGCCUCGCAGCGUCGAGAGGUUGGCUUACCCGAAGGCUGGUUGGGAACGCGGAGUGUGGAUCAUGAGCAGGCCCGAGACCAGGGGAGACACUGAUUGACUGGGAUGCUAGGCGGGCGAAACGCUCGCAUGUUCGGCCGUCAUGGCCUUGCCAACUGGAUUGCAUGACUUGGCAAGCUUUAUUCAGAAACUCAUUGACGUCACGGGGUAGAGUGAUAGGUUGCAUCAUCCUGCAUGAAACGGACGCUGCGCGGUGACCACACAGAGUCUGUACUUUAUUCUGAGUCGGGCUGUGUUACAAUGGACAUGAGGGCAAAUGUUCCGGAGUCCUGUGUGCGCAUGGGGUCCGAUCGGGGCAUGCUGCAGUGCACACGGUCGUGAGGCGUGGCCACUUGGCCGCGAUUGCGGCGCUGGGUGACGGCUGCGUAGGGUUGGCCGUGGCUGGGCGAUCGGUGUGGUAUCAGGGACUUGGCCUAAGCAAUGCACCGACAGGCGCGGGCAUGUACGGGUGUGCGUGGGCUGAGUCAAUCUUAUAGGUGGGGCAGGGUGCACCUCGUUCGGUGCCGUACGGGGUCUGAAGUGAGACGGCGGUAGCGGGCGGCCACGAAGUGGCGUGGCGCACUGGGGGUCCGUACUCCGCAGUGACCAUGAGUAGGUGGAACACGGGGCCCACGGAGGGGCGGCAGGGGCCCCCACGCGCUUCGAAACCUUGCCCUUGCCUGUGAGUUUCGUACUGCGUACCGUACAGCAUUACGGUGGUAAGAUACGGUGCCGGUAUUGUGGACCUCUGCAACCCCUGAAACUGACGUGCCAGCUACGUCCGGUAAAGCUGCGCAACUGGAUGAGCGGAAGAUAAGGUCCGGGUCC
Messenger RNA from Chlamydomonas reinhardtii, 2329 nucleotides. RefSeq lists its product as uncharacterized. Lineage: Eukaryota; Viridiplantae; Chlorophyta; Chlorophyceae; Chlamydomonadales; Chlamydomonadaceae. Bases 191 to 451 code for a protein of 86 amino acids. The transcript has 5 exons. The record is from RefSeq and is a predicted model, not a curated record.